UCCGCCGCAACUACAAUAGUUCACGUCAACUUUUUUCCACUUCAGGUCAGAAUUCAGAAGUAUUAAUUAAAAAAAAAAGUCACACAUCGAUUCGGACCAAACAAAUCUUAGAGGAAUGAAACAAUCUUUAAGGAUUUGGAGAGCUGAGUUUAAUUAAUUUCAGGCCUUGUUGCUACCAAUUGUUUUCCACUCAACCUCGGCGCUUGUAAAAGCUUGAUAAUUAAAAUCGUCGCAUCAGAUCAGAUAGUAUAAUGUUUGUUUGCAUGUACCAUGGAGACGGAAGAUCAUACACUGGACAGUAUAUGAACCACACCUUGGCUGAUCAUCUUCAUUAGAGCUGGACAUGCAUGCAGAGUGCAAUCUGGAACAUCUUUCGAGCUUUUAAACACUGAAAAACCACAGUGAAACCACAGCCGAAGCGCCUUCGGAAAGACCUAGAUCGUUCUCUUCAUAUCGCGAAAUAUCAAGAAGUUCCUCCACACAACAAUGGCUUGGUUCCAGCAUCUCUCGACAAUGGCAGUGUUCCUACCGGUGAUGAUAAGCUUGCUCGGGCUUGUCCUGGCCCAGACAGACGUCACCACGAUGUCAGGAACUGAAGGCACAUCUACAGGGACUUUAUUCAGUACAUUAGCAACCACAGCUGUGCAGACUACGGGUGUGAUCACCAGCACCUCGCAAACCACAGCGGCACCAUCGACCAUAGCCACCACACAGACCACAGGUGCCCCAGAGACUACAGAUGCCCCAACUAACACAGGUGCCUCACAGACCACAGAAGCCUCACAAUCCACAUUAGAAACCACAGCUGUAGAGACCACGGGUGUGAUCACCAGCACCUCGCAAACCACAGCAGCACCAUGGACCAUAGCCACCACACAGACCACAAGUGCCCCACAGACUACAGAUGCCCCAACUAACACAGGUGCCUCACAGACCACAGAAGCCUCACAAUCCACAUUAGAAACCACAGCUGUAGAGACCACGGGUGUGAUCACCAGCACCUCGCAAACCACAGCGGCACCAUCGACCAUAGCCACCACACAGACCACAGGUGCCCCACAGACUACAGAUGCCCCAACUAACACUGGUGCCUCACAGACCACAGUUGCCUCACAGACCACAGUUGCCACACAGACCGCAGGUGCCACACAAGCCUCACAGACCACAAGUGCCACACAAUCCACACAAGCCUUACAGACCACCAGUGCAUCACAGACUACAGGUGCCUCAACUAACACUGGUGCCUCACAGACCACAGGUGCCACACAGACAGCAGGUGCCACACAAGCCUCACAGACCACAAGUGCCACACAAUCCACACAAGCCUUACAGACCACCAGUGCAUCACAGACUACAGGUGCCUCAACUAACACAGGUGCCUCACAAACCACAGGUGCUUCACAGAAUACCUCCUCGCUGACCACAGACAACCCACUGACUACAGAAAACCUACUGAACACCACUGAUCCAUCACAAACCACGAGUGCACCAGGUGACACAGGUCUCUCGACCGGAGCCCUUAUUGGUAUCAUCAUUGGAAGCGUGCUGGGUGGUUGCCUUAUCUUAGCAAUCACCUUCACUUUGCUUUACUCCUGCUGUUGCAGGAAAAAGCAGCAGGUAGGAGACAUUGAAAUGGAAACAAGAAAUACAGAUACAUCUUCCAAGACAGAAAAGGAAAACAAUGAUAAAGUGGAUUUGAUUGAGGUAAAUUGAACCCGAUAAGACAGGAUAGUUAGUCUUAAAACUCUGAACGGAGACUGAAAUGUUGUAAAAAGGUCAAAACUGGAUUGGUACCCAUAAGAAUGGAACUUUAUGUACAUUGCUGGCACAGAUAUAAUUUGAUCCCUUGCAAGUAUUUUCCCUAGAGUGGCACUGGAUGACGCAAUUAAAUUAAGCCACAACAGUGGUGCAUCUGAAUUCCCUCGAUAACAAUUAUACUGUAGGUCGUAGUUAGUCUAUUAGGGAAACCUUGAUACACUUAAUGUAUUUUGUAAGACCAGUUAUUUAAAUUAAUAAAUGUCGCAUGUAGUACAUGCAAAAAAAAAAUGUUUUAUUAAGAACUUUGAAAACUCUUCACUAGGGAACAUUUUGUAAUCGAUUUUUAGCAUAUUACAAAAUAAUAAAUAGAUAAAGGAAAACUGUCAAAACAAGAAGAUUUUGUACUUUUGCAUUUGAUCAAUUGUAUUUGGCAACAGUUUAACAAUUGUGUACAUAUGAAGAUACCUGAAGUAAAGUAGCUGUGGAUUAACUUUCCUUAUGAUUUGCAAUUUUGUAUAAUAUAUUAUUGAAAAAAAAAUGCACAUAAACAUGACUGCUUCGGCAUUCUUUAAUCAAUGAAAAACUGUUUAAAUUUGCUUAAAUUGUUAGUACAUUUUAAUUCAGUACAUUCUGCACAUAGCACAUUCUCAAUUUGAAGUUUAGUUUGCAUUUGUAUGUAUUUUCGAACUCAGAUAAAAGUGAAAUUGCAGAAAUAAAAUAGAAAUAAUAGAAAGAAAACAA
Molecule: messenger RNA, 2499 nt
Organism: Patiria miniata (bat star)
Lineage: Eukaryota; Metazoa; Echinodermata; Asteroidea; Valvatida; Asterinidae
Product: flocculation protein FLO11-like
Exons: 2
Coding region: 487-1713 (408 amino acids)
Source: RefSeq, a predicted model, not a curated record